Molecule: messenger RNA, 1682 nt
Organism: Lethenteron reissneri (Far Eastern brook lamprey)
Lineage: Eukaryota; Metazoa; Chordata; Hyperoartia; Petromyzontiformes; Petromyzontidae
Product: myelin protein zero-like protein 1
Cellular component (GO): plasma membrane
Source: RefSeq, a predicted model, not a curated record
UGGCGGCAUCGCGGGAGCCGGCGCUGUUGGUAAACAUCGCCACUGGGGAGACAAAGGCGGCCGGGCGUAGUCCUGGCCGCCUACCGCCUCGUGUGCCGUGCCGGCCUUCACAGGUGGCGGAAGGAGAAGCAAUGAUGCUCGCAGUAACCAUACAGAUACUGCUGGCGCUGCAUGCCGCACUGGCGAUGGAGCUGUGGGGGCCGCGGGAGCUGCGCGCCGUGGAGGGGGCGCCAGUGCUGCUGCUGCCAUGCGACUUCCGCUCGGUGGCGCCGAUCUCCCCGCUGCUGCGCGUCGUGUGGCAGCGCCGGGACUCGCCAGAGCACCCCGCACAGCCGGUGCUGCUGCUGGAGGGGCCGAGCGACUGGCGCAGCGCGGGGCCUCUGCGUGGCCGUGCUCGCUGGGCGGGCCGUGUGACCGAGGGCAAUGCCGCGCUGGAGCUGCUGGCGCCGCAGCCGUCCGACUCGGGCCUCUAUUUGUGCGAUGUCCUCAACCUCCCCGACGUGGACGGCGUGCCGACCCGCACGCAGCUCGUUGUGCUCGCGCGCGCGCCGACCCCCAGACCUACCAAUAGGACGCGACCGGAGUCGGAGUCUGACUCGCCCACGCCCACGCCGCCCGCGCACGCCACCGUGGAGAGCGAGCGACGCGAGAGGGCGUGGGGAAACGUGUCGUGUGCGGGGUCUGGCGCCAUGCAGUUUGUGCUGGCUGGUGCGGGCCUUCUGGUGGGCGUGGCCCUGCUGGCCGCAGCGGCAGCGCUCGUGAAGAGGUCACGGAGGAAGGCGACGAGGAGUCGAUUCGAGGAGCCAGAGGAGCACGGGGAUGGGAGCACCGUGACCCUGGUGACCUCGUGAGGGCAGCACGGCGGACCCUCCCUAGAAAAACAAAAACAAGUCUUGAGACUCGGGCGGCUUUCCUGGAGUGAAACGAGCGGAAUGAAAGCUGCUAAUACCGCACUCGAAUAAGCCUUGUACGUCAGACCACACUCGCGCUCUCGAAUAAAUAAGCCUUGUACGUCAAACCACACUCGCGUUCUUCAUAGAGCGGUUCAAAGGCUCACCGCAACUCGUCUCACAAGCCGCCAAAGUCACGAAUGCAAAUCCAAAGGUGAGGGUUCAACUUACGGGGCCCACUGUCAUCUUUUUAAAUCGUCGCCAUCCCCUUCUCUGGGGUUUGUAAAAUAAAAAACCGAGCUUCACCCGUGUCAAAAAAGUCAACGGUGGGUCGUCCCACAACAAUAAAUCUGUUUAUGCCAUGGGAACGUGUAAUUUCUCCCGCUGGCUUGAGAGAUCCUCCCAGAGAGAGACGUUGUGACCUGCAGUGUGGAAGGCGGGUGAGCGAGCGAUUGGGCGAGUUAAACUAAAACGAAACUUUUAUGUUACCAGAUAAGGCCCACUAAGCUGCUAUGUAACUCUUUGAGAAGUGACCUGGCCAUAAAUGAUAGCUCAACGAAGUGGCUUAUGGGGAAAUGUAUCGCAGCCAAAUACUCUAAACGCCUAAUGUUGAUUCUAAAUGUGGAAGAAAAAACUGGACGACCCGGAGAAAAAUCCACGCGGCCACGGGGAGACCAUGCAAACCCUAAAUAUACAGGAAUCGGGAUCGAACCCACGACCUCUCUACCAGGCGAGAUAGUUAACAUCUCACCACCGAGUCAGUGGCUAAGUGGAUGUGAGGAGUGGUAGUGU